Centruroides sculpturatus (bark scorpion) is the source of this 1532-nucleotide messenger RNA. RefSeq names its product G-protein coupled receptor moody-like. The coding region runs from base 348 to 1466 and encodes 372 amino acids. Gene Ontology annotation, cellular component: membrane. Gene Ontology annotation, molecular function: G protein-coupled receptor activity. The record is from RefSeq and is a predicted model, not a curated record. Gene Ontology annotation, biological process: G protein-coupled receptor signaling pathway. The transcript has a single exon. Lineage: Eukaryota; Metazoa; Arthropoda; Arachnida; Scorpiones; Buthidae.
UGAAAAAGUAUUAAAAAUUUAUGAUAAAAAUUCAAUUUUUUUGGACUCUUGACACUCGGCCAGACCCACAACGGGCAGCCGGGUGGUGAGGGAUAGGAUCCGACAUUGUUGUAGAAAUUAUCCAAAUCAUCUUAUAGUAGUAAACUAGUUAACAAAUACGUCCACCUCCGGAUUACGACGCUCAGGAGGCCACCGAAUUCGAUCAUAUUAUCGUACCUGAGAGAAGUACUUGUCUCUCAAUCUCAAUAUUGUGAUUCUUGGUAAUAUGUUAACGUUGUGAUUAAGUAAAGGUAUUAAACUUCCGUUUGAUGUACUUCCUUUAAUGCUUUCCUGGUUCACUUUUCAAGAUGAACGACUCGAUAGAGGUAUUAAACUGGAAUCAAGGCACAGAUUUUAUUAAUGUUAAUCUAUUUAUAAAUGACUCGGUUAUAAAAAACGACAGUUCUGUCAUUAACGUAACAACUGUUCCGCUUUUCGAAACGUAUCCAAAGGAGUUACUGUACUUCGCAGCAGCUGCUUGUAUUGUGUUCGUCUUUAUUGGAGUGCCAGGAAACUUCGUGACCAUCGUAGCCUUACUUAAAAGUCCUCGAUUGAGAAAUGUCACCUCGGCAUUUAUCAUCAAUUUGUGCGUGGCAGAUGGACUAUUUUGUAUUUUUAGUCUUCCUCUCGCAGCGUCCAUGUUCAUACACAAGACGUGGAUCUACAGCGACUUUCUUUGUAUGAUUUUCCCUCUAUUUCGUUCCUCAAAUGCUGCUGUUUCUCUCUUCACCAUUAUUGCCAUUACAAUCAACAGAUACGUCAUCAUCGUCCAUCCCAAAAGCUACACGAAGAUCUAUACUAAGAUGAACAUUUCUGUUAUCAUCGCGUUUAUAUGGUUGGUAUCCUUUGCAUUGAUGACACCCACUGCUCUUGGAAUUUGGGGAAAAUACGCUUUUAAUCCCGAAGUGGGGACGUGUACGGUGGUGAAAGUUAACGGAAAAUCGUCGAAAACUUUUAUUCACAUCUUGGCAUUUGUUAUUCCAUGUUUCAUUUUUGUGUUUUGUUACUCCAGGAUAUUCUGGAUCGUCAGAAAAUCGAAAAGAAAAUUAAAAAUCGGGCAUGAAUUAAAGAAAGAAGAGAAGAGUGUGAACCUUAAAUUAAAAUGUUGUGGAAAGAAAGCGGAAAAAUCGGAAAGAGAAAAAAAGCAAAAGCAAUCUAAAGAUUUAAAAGUGUUAAAAGUGAUUCUGGUGAUAUUUUUAGCAUUCGUGUUCUGUUAUACUCCCAUUAUUUUUGUGAAAAUCUUUAAAAAGGAGAAGAGCCUCCCCGCAUUGAACAUCUUAGGCUAUCUUGGAGGUUAUAGCACCGCUUGCAUCAAUCCUAUUAUUUACGUCAUUACGAGCAGAGAAUACAGAAGAGCUUAUAAAGAAUUAUUCGUCUGUAAUAAAACAGUUCACAGCGUUACAGAGACACGCAAUACAAGUUUAUAAAUCAGCCUACAUUUUUAAAUGUUCUUUAAUAUUUUUAAUGAAAAAAUUAUUUUAUUUAAUUUGAAA